AUGGAUCUCCCCUCUUCUACUCCCAUUUCCACCAUCUUGCUUGCUUUACUUUUACUCUUCCCAGGUGGUGUUCUCGGAGCUACAUUCACAUUUGUCAACAAAUGCGAUUACGCAGUAUGGCCAGGUAUACUUGCCAAUGCCGGAACUCCAUCUCUUGACACCACUGGCUUCGAGCUCCCACAAGACACUUCUCGUUCCUUCCAAGCUCCCACCGGCUGGUCCGGUCGUUUCUGGGGAAGAACCGGCUGCAACUUCGACGGAUCCGGCUCCGGUUCAUGCCAAACCGGCGAAUGCGGUUCUGGUCAAGUGGAAUGCAACGGAGCAGGAGCCGCGCCGCCGGCAACACUGGCUGAGUUCACUCUAGGUACAGGAGGCUCCGACUUUUAUGAUGUGAGUUUGGUGGAUGGGUACAAUCUAGCAAUGAUAGUGGAGGCAUCGGGUGGGUCGGGUUUGUGUGCAACCACCGGCUGUGUGAACGACUUGAACCAGCAGUGCCCGAGUGAGCUGCGCGUGGAGUCGGGUCAGGGAUGUAAGAGCGCGUGUGAGGCUUUUGGAAGUCCGGAGUACUGUUGCAGCGGCGCGUACAAUACACCGGCCACCUGUAAGCCGUCGGUGUAUUCGCAGAUGUUUAAGUCGGUUUGCCCUAGAUCUUAUAGCUAUGCUUAUGAUGAUCCUACUAGCACCUUUACAUGCGCCGGAGCUGAUUAUACGGUGACGUUUUGUCCUUCUAUGCCAAGCCAGAAAUCUUCACGAGACACAUCUCCAUCUCCUCCGUCGACCACCACCACUGAUGGUAACGCUAACACCACCCCAAGCAUAGAAUCUGGAUAUGGAUACGGUUCAAUGACCGGGUCGGGGUCAGAAGGAUCUGGAUCAGUAUCCGGGACGGGUUCAGAAGGAUCUGGAUCAAUAUCCGGGUCGGGUUCAGAAGCCCUUGAGGCUAAUGGGUCAUGGUUAGCUGGUUUAGCUAUGGGUGGGUCCACAAGGACUCAGCCUUUGUAUGCCACGCUCUCUUUUAUGAUUCUCCUUCCCUUUUUAUUUGGCUAGCUUUUUCUCCAGAGCUGAAAUAUUCUAAAUCCAGAACAUGGUACAAGCUUCAAUGAAUAACGUACAAGAUGCUAUGAGGGCAAUUGUUUGAUUUUUGUUAUUUUAGCUCUGGAAGAGAAAUUCUGACCAAACUGGAGAUGGGGCAAAUAUAAUUGGACGAUAUUGACCUUGUUGUAUGAAGGAGAAGGAGAAGGAGGUAGAUGUGAGGGUGAUAUUUUCUAAUAACGUUUGUUCUUAAAAGGAGAUGUAUCGUUUUGUGGGAAAGUUGUAAUGUAAAAACAUUUUUUAGGUUUGGUGAUUUAUUGAACGUUGAUAAUGGGAAAAAAAUGGCUUAUAAACUA
Cynara cardunculus var. scolymus (artichoke) is the source of this 1388-nucleotide messenger RNA. RefSeq names its product thaumatin-like protein 1. Gene Ontology annotation, cellular component: extracellular region. Lineage: Eukaryota; Viridiplantae; Streptophyta; Magnoliopsida; Asterales; Asteraceae. Gene Ontology annotation, biological process: defense response. The transcript is spliced from 3 exons. Bases 1 to 1047 code for a protein of 348 amino acids. The record is from RefSeq and is a predicted model, not a curated record.